GAGACAGACACUUAUUCUUAUAUAGGAAAGAUCAUCAUUCAGUGUAACGAAGGUUCAGUUAUUGCAUUUUACUCUGUCCUGGGUUACCUGGGGAUUCUGGCAGCUGUUAGUUUUAUUGUAGCUUAUUUAGCCAGGACAUUGCCGGACAGCUUUAAUGAGGCCAA
Pelobates cultripes (western spadefoot toad) is the source of this 164-nucleotide messenger RNA. The record is from the annotation of a GenBank genome assembly. NCBI's taxonomy places the organism in Eukaryota, Metazoa, Chordata, Amphibia, Anura, Pelobatidae.